Pteropus alecto (black flying fox) is the source of this 3659-nucleotide messenger RNA. It is a transcript of the gene ARHGEF3, whose product is annotated as Rho guanine nucleotide exchange factor 3. The transcript has 11 exons. Gene Ontology annotation, biological process: positive regulation of Rho protein signal transduction; intracellular signal transduction. Gene Ontology annotation, molecular function: guanyl-nucleotide exchange factor activity. The coding region runs from base 150 to 1817 and encodes 555 amino acids. The record is from RefSeq and is a predicted model, not a curated record. Lineage: Eukaryota; Metazoa; Chordata; Mammalia; Chiroptera; Pteropodidae.
UUGGGUUCCUCCAGGCUAGAAGCCGGCUGUCAGUCUCCGUGUCGCCGCCUCUGCCCGGCAUCGUGGAGCUGGGGACCCCUUUCUCCUGGGAGUUCUGUGGUCGCAUCGGGUCAGCGGUGACAUCCCAAAGGGCAGGCCCGGCAGCCGCCAUGGUGGCCAAGGAUUACCCCUUCUACCUCACGGUCAAGAGGGCGAACUGCAGCCUGGAGGUACCCCCGGCCAGCAGUCCAGCCAAGGACGCCGAGGAGCCUAGUAAUAAACGGGUCAAACCCCUUUCCAGAGUCACAUCACUAGCAAACCUCAUCCCUCCUGUGAAGGCCACACCAUUGAAGCGCUUCGGCCAAACCCUGCAGCGCUCCAUUAGCUUCCGAAGCGAAAGCCGUCCUGACAUCCUCAACCCUCGACCCUGGUCCAGAAAUGCCGCCCCCUCGAGCACCAAGCGGAGAGACAGCAAGCUGUGGAGUGAGACCUUCGAUGUGUGUGUCAAUCAGAUGCUUACAUCCAAGGAAAUCAAACGUCAGGAGGCAAUCUUUGAGCUUUCUCAAGGAGAAGAAGACUUGAUAGAGGACUUGAAAUUGGCAAAAAAGGCCUAUCAUGACCCCAUGCUGAAACUCUCCAUAAUGACAGAACAAGAGUUGAAUCAAAUUUUCGGAACACUGGACUCUCUAAUUCCUCUACAUGAAGAGCUCCUUAGUCAGCUUCGAGAUGUUCGUAAGCCUGAUGGCUCAACUGAACAUGUUGGUCCCAUCCUCGUGGGCUGGGGAACCACCCUGGUUAUGAGGAUCAGUCUCCCUGAUGGGUCAUCCUGCUCUCAUAAGCUUUCUCUGCAUAAAGAAACAACUUCUCAAUUGCCUUGUCUCAGCUCCUACGACAGCUACUGCAGCAAUCAAGUAGCUGCCAAAGCUCUGCUGGACCACAAAAAACAAGAUCACCGAGUCCAGGAUUUCCUUCAGCGCUGUUUAGAAUCCCCCUUUAGCCGCAAACUAGAUCUCUGGAAUUUCCUUGAUAUUCCAAGAAGCCGCCUGGUAAAAUAUCCUCUGCUUCUUCGAGAAAUCCUGAGGCACACACCAAAUGAUAAUCCAGAUCAGCAGCACCUGGAAGAAGCUAUAAACAUCAUUCAGGGAAUUGUGGCAGAAAUCAACACCAAGACUGGGGAAUCUGAAUGCCGCUAUUAUAAAGAGCGGCUUCUUUACUUGGAAGAAGGCCAGAAAGACUCCCUGAUUGACAGCUCGAGAGUGCUGUGUUGUCAUGGCGAACUCAAAAACAACCGGGGUGUGAAACUGCAUGUUUUCCUGUUCCAAGAAGUGCUUGUGAUCACUCGAGCCAUCACCCACAACGAGCAACUCUGCUACCAGUUGUACCGGCAGCCAAUCCCUGUGAAGGACCUCCUCUUGGAAGACCUGCAGGAUGGAGAAGUGAGAUUGGGUGGCUCUCUGCGAGGGGCAUUCAGCAACAAUGAGAGAAUUAAAAACUUCUUCAGAGUUACUUUUAAAAAUGGAUCCCAAAGUCAGACACACUCACUACAAGCCAACGACACCUUCAACAAACAGCAGUGGCUCAACUGUAUUCGUCAAGCCAAAGAAACAGUUCUGUGUGCUGCCGGACAAGCUGGGGUGCUUGACUCCGAGGGACCGUUCCUAAAUCCUGCCACAGGGAGCAGGGAACCACAGGGAGAAACAAAAUUUGAACAGAUGGACCAGUCGGACAGUGAAUCAGACUGUAGUAUGGACACAAGUGAGGUCAGCCUUGACUGCGAGCACAUGGAACAGACAGACUCUUCCUGUGGGAACAGCAGGCACGUUGAAAGCAAUGUCUGACAGAAGCACGUACUUCCUGAAAGUAGCCCUGUGUCUUACCUGUACAGUAUUUGCAUUCCACACACGGAACGGUUUGGAGAAGCACUUUUUAAUACUUUCGUGACCAUGUUGACCCCGUCUCUGUAUCUGUACCUUUGUCCCUAGUACUGUAACUGCCAAUCUGUCUAUGUAAGCUGGAAUCUGUGGCAACUGUUAUCCUAUAUUAUAUUUCACAAGUGUCUGGAUGGAUGGAGAGGUAGGUACUUGAACAAGUUAUUUUCAAAUGUCCUGCUGGAUUUAAAAAAAAAUAGAAAAUCUCUAAACUACUGCUUCAUGUAGAUUGCUUAGAGAGUCCUUCCAUGUUUCUCUAGUGCUUUUCUAGCUCUAUGACAUGGUAGCUGAAGGCACAGAAUUUAGAAGACCUUGCAAACAGGGCAUGAGGAAGACACUCGUGUAUUGUGAUGGCAUUUGAAAGAAAACCAGAAAAGAUCAAUCCUUUCAGUGAAUUUGGUUGGAUGUUAUCCAACCAGAAAGCAUGUAAACAUCCCUGGGGAUUCUGGAGGCUUAAUUUUGCAAAGGGAGAAGCACUCUCUUGACCUUGCAAUGUCAUCCAGUGUAAAUUUGAUGCAAUAAUCUAUUAGACCAUGAAAUAGAGUCUGGCCUUAAAAGGACCAGCACAAAAGCAGCUGUCAGCUUUGAAUCUUGACCUGAAAUGUGCAUUGUACCAGGGGGGUCUCUGUCAUAGUUGUUGGCUUGCCUUAGAGAACCAUUUCUAGCCUAAGCAUCAGACUAGAACUCAAAGGGCCUGGAAAAUUCUGGCAGGAUAAACAAGAAAACCCAUCUUCAUUUUGUUUCAUCUACCGAGGCCUACUCAUAUUUUAGAACACAAAUGAAGAGAUGAGAAAAAAGAGACUGAAACCGAGUAGUGGCUCUGUGUACAGAAACGUGUGAGAAGAAUUUGGAAGAAGUGCUUCAUCAUGACCUUAUGUGAGAAACAUUAAAAGAGAAAAGGAAGGUCUAGUGCCCUUCUGGAAAAGGCUGGAGCCUCGGGUUCUCCUGCUCUAUUUUUGGGUCAUGAGUUUGCUGUCUCUGGCUCUGUGCUGCAAUUAGAAUUAUAAUUACAUUCUCUAGAGGCCAACUUAAUUAACUCUACAGUUAAUUAGGAAUAGUUAGCCAAACUAGUAACCUCUUUGUCCAGCCUUGAUUUAUAAUGCAGGGUAGGUAGCAGAUCUUUAAAAAAGUUAACUGAAUACACAGAAAAGCUCUCUGUGAGUGUAAAUAUUAAGGAUGACCUGUGCAAAAUUAUACCCACACCGGCACUAGUAGUAAUGAUUCUAAAUUAUUGCCAAAAAAGUUUUAUCUUCCGUGUCUUUCAAGUUUACAGAAAGGAAAGCAGUAAAUACUAUGUCAUUUUAUUAUAUACAUCUAUCAUGUGCAUUCAGAGAAGCUGUGUGACAAGAUUUAUCAAUAUAAAAACAAGGUAUAUUAUUUUUCAAAAACAAAAAAGUUGUGGUCAAUUUUAUCCCGUAAACAUAUUUCUGUAUUUAUAGAUUUUAAACAUGGUGAACUUUGUUUCUAUUACAAGUUUAUUUAAAACUGCUUCAUUUUUCAAGUUGUUAUUGAUUUAGCAAAUGAAUGAACCUGCUGUGGACAGAAGUAGAGAAAAGUUAGAUGAUGGGGAAAAGAAUGAAUUGUUAUUUGCAGGAGCCAUUGGCCACUUUGACCAGUGUGUUGAAAAAAGAGGUCUGUCAAGUGCUAGCCUAUUGGAAGAAAGUCAACGAAUGUUUUGAUGAAAUGAAUGUUUUUGUAUAAUGGCCUUAAACUUUUCUGGAGGCAUUUCAAAUAAAUGAUAUUAAAAUGUUG